AUGAAAGCGAAAAGAGUUUUAAAAUGUUUACAUUUAAAAAAAAAUUUUAUUGGAAACAAAGAAUCGUUUUGCCAUGAGGAUUACUUUGUACCUAAUACUAUUGUUUUUCUUCCAGGAUAUGGAUCGGUAGCUCCAAGAACAUCAUGGGGCAAAUUGGUAACAAUUAUUUAUGCUCUGGUUGGAAUUCCAUUAAUGUUACUUUACUUGUCCACAACUGGAGACGUCUUGGCUAGAAGUUUUCGAAGAUUAUAUGCCAAAAUAUGUGGAAGCAAAGCGACCCUUCAGAAACUUCAACAGCAACAACAGCGGUGCGGCUGUAGUAAUAACGUCAGAGUGCCUGUAACGUUGUGUUUGGUAAUUGUCUUGGCUUAUAUUUGUUCCGGAGCUAUGCUAUUUCAUCGGCUAGAAAACUGGUCAUUGUUAGACGGAAGUUACUUUUGUUUCACCAGCUUAGGCACAAUAGGCUUCGGUGAUCUACUUCCAGGACAAAACGUAGAAGAAAUUUCCUUGUGUGCCUGUUCAGCCUAUAUUUUGACGGGAAUGGCUCUAGUCGCAAUGUGUUUUAGUUUAGUCCAAGACGAAGUUAUGGCUUUAUUACGAAUCCCGGCCAAAGUUCUAAAACACGAUUAUAACGAAAAAUGCAAACCUGAAAAAUAUCUUCAAAAAUACAAUUACCCCAUCGAAACUCACCAAGUAACAACCGACGAUGGGUUCGUACUCACUCUGCACCGAAUACCAGCACGAGAAAGUACAAAUAGCGGUACGAAUUCAAGUCAAAAAUCACCAGCAGCUUUAUUGAUACCGGGCAUAUCCUGUACUUCAAUGGAUUUUGUCAAUUUGGGUCCUGGAAGAGCUUUGGGACUUCUUAUGGCAGAUUUGGGCUACGAUAUCUGGCUAGUAAAUCCAAGAGGCACAAGAUACUCAAUGAAACACCAAACUUUGAACAGAUCAGAAGCUGAAUUCUGGGAGUUCAGUUUUCAUGAGAAAGGCUACUACGAUCUUGCUGCUAAUAUUGACUAUAUUAUUUCAUUUACUGGUUUGGAUAAGUUCAUAUUGGAGCUACUAAACUUCCACGGUUUGCCAUAUUACGAAGAAGUCAGUAUUUUAGUAGUUCAAGGUUGCAAUAUAAUUCCUCAAACGUGUGCCAAUUUUGUACAAAUGCUUGUUGGCUACGAUUACGAUCAAAUUGAUUUGGAUUUGUUUUUGGUGUUUUUGUCGGACAAACCAAACGGAAUAGGAACGCGGCAACUUUAUCAUUAUGGACAAGAAAUGAUUACAGAUUCUUUUAGAGAAUUUGAUUAUGGAAUAGAAGGCAAUCUGAUCCAUUAUGGAAAAUCUGUUCCUCCAAAGUAUGAUGUGUCCAAAAUUACAGCUCCUGUAGCAGCAUAUUAUGCGCAAAAUGACUUUUUUGCUAGUAUAAAGGACGUUGAAAAGCUAUUAUCCGAGAUGCCAAAUGUGGUCGAUCAACAUUUAGUAGACUAUGAACUUUUCAAUCAUUUGGACUUCAUUACUGCUAAAGACAUUAAAGAUUUACUUUAUGAUAGAUUAUUGGAGACCAUAAAUAAAUACAAUAAUUUCUUAUUACUUGUUAGAUUUUGAAUUUCCUGCAAAAGUUCAAAUGAUAACAGCAAAGUUUCACAAACGAAAUACAAAAUUU
Ceutorhynchus assimilis (cabbage seed weevil) is the source of this 1657-nucleotide messenger RNA. NCBI's taxonomy places the organism in Eukaryota, Metazoa, Arthropoda, Insecta, Coleoptera, Curculionidae. The record is from the annotation of a GenBank genome assembly.